GUGCCCAGCCGCGUUCUCAUGAAUGAUAAUUGAUGUGACAUUGUACUGCUCUCGCUCUUAUAGGACACAUUUUAACUCCUAAAUGACCUGAAAGCAGAGAACGGUAGAUACAGGGCGAGUGUUGUUAGUUUAUUUGAGCGUGUAGUUUUUAUUUUUGUAGUCGUUUUUUGGUGGUUGAGUUAAAGUAGCCGGCUAGCUUACGCUUAAACCAUCGCGAGAUUUGAAGCAGGACGCGAGCAAAAAGUUGACAAGUGUCUCUUGCCUUUGCAUGAUGUACACCAUCACCAGAGGUCCUAGCAAAUUGGUCACCCAGCGGCGCACAGGGCCUACACAGCCGCUUGACAACAAAACCAACGACUUCAAGCACAAACAAACGUCGUGGAGUUUGCCCGAGCUCCCUGCACCCAAGAUUGUGUUUAACCGCCCCAACGGCAAGAAGUACCAUCUGCCUCCCCCGAGUAUCCCCGCAGACCCCCAGCAGGAUGGGGGACUGACGGCGGCCCACGAGGACAACGUUAAGUUUGUUCAUGAAGCGUGGCAGGUGGUGGUCCAGCAGGAGCAGCAAACACAAGCGCUCCACUAUGAAGAUGACAGCCCCAGCCCUCACAUGGACACCUUCGUGCCCCUAGAUCUGGAUGAGUGGUGGGCGCAGCGCUUCCUGGCCAACAUAGACAAACUAUCCUGACGUUUCUUGAAGAGAUGUGGACCUUGACGAGGUCUCAGGUCAGCUGCACCAAAGCAGGAAGUGUUACUGGGAGAUGAGGGCCAGCAGCCCCCACCCCCCGCUGAGCAUGCAAGAGGCUGACGUCACGAAGACGUUUAGUGGCGCUGCACGAAGCGCGGACUUGAACUUCAGACCAACACUGGACGGCGUCGCUCAGCGCUCGCUGGUCAUUUCUUAUGUUUCAGAUGCAGUAAAAAGAUUCGACACAAUUGAAGAAGCCUGUCGCUUAUUUUAGAAUCAGCUCCCUCAGGAACAAGCCUGCUUGUAUUUACAAAAACGUGUUUCACCUUCACACCACUAGUGGCUGCUAACGGGUCUACAGAGUCCAAAGUCUACACGUCGGUCUCAGUGCUUCUGCAGAGCUUUGGUCAGCAGGUCGUUGAGGCGGGAAAUCAUGGGUCGGGGAUCGUCGUUCAGGCCGGCCGUGAUCAUGGCGUUGUCAUAAAUCUGAACACCAAAGUUAAAAGAUGUCAAAGCAACGCAAAAUCUCUAAACACAGCUCGAUAGAGACUGUUGGAGCAUUUGAUCGUGGACACUCCAGGUCCAACUCUGCAUUCUUCUUUUACCUUUGGACUCCAUCUUACUUAGGCUGACCCUAUCGUGACAACCAGCACACUCUGCCAGCCACAAGAUCCUCCAAAGAAAGUUUGCCUCCUCUGCAUGAUAAAAUGACAAAUGAUCACCUGAUCGAGGAGCAGAGCUGCCAGGUCAGAGUUGGAGUCCUUGAGCGCGUGGAGCUUCUUGAUGAGGUCGUGUCUGCAGCAGGAUGGAGAAGGACGUCACCACGAGGUGGCAUUGUUGCACUAAAUGACACUGAAGGCGGU
This is a messenger RNA of Dunckerocampus dactyliophorus (ringed pipefish), 1548 nucleotides long. Its product is annotated as MAPK regulated corepressor interacting protein 2-like. The transcript is spliced from 5 exons. The record is from RefSeq and is a predicted model, not a curated record. NCBI's taxonomy places the organism in Eukaryota, Metazoa, Chordata, Actinopteri, Syngnathiformes, Syngnathidae. Bases 269 to 685 code for a protein of 138 amino acids.